Paramecium octaurelia is the source of this 2152-nucleotide messenger RNA. The record is from the annotation of a GenBank genome assembly. NCBI's taxonomy places the organism in Eukaryota, Ciliophora, Oligohymenophorea, Peniculida, Parameciidae.
CCGAAUUGCCCAAAAUGUCUCAUACUACCAAGGAAUACCUCCCAGUUGUCUUCACUGAUCUCCAAAUCUCUACCAAAAUCCAACUCGACGACUUCUACAUCGAAGAGAGGUACUCUCAUACUCAAAUCAAGACUCCCGAUCCUCAAAUAGUCCCAUCAUUCAACCUCUCAACCCAAAAUAUCCAAAGUCACCUCUCCAUCCAAAACCCAACAAGAAAUACUCAACUACCAAAAGAACAUCAAAAAGAUCGUUUUCCCCAACAUCCUUCAGAGAACUAAAGAAGACAUCAAAAAGUAUCGAAAACAUCAACUCUCCCUGAUAAGCGACGAAAUCUCAAACUCCUAGCCAAUUAUUGAAUUAGAUCACAAGAAAGUAAGUAAAACCAAUAGCAAAUCUCCCCUUAAAUUCCAUUCUUAAUAACCAAGUUAUAUAAGCAAUUAGCCAAUUAGAACAGAUCUCUCCUCAUUAAUAUUCGAGAAUAAUUUCGAACCCUAUUCAAAUGAUUCCAUUCUAAAGUUUCAUAAACUUAGGUACCUUAUAAUUGGUAACUCUAGUCCAACAUUCAAUGAAAACUCUUGGUAAAAAGUCGAUAAAGUCAACAGAAUCAAUUUAGCUCAUGAAGUCUAAAAGGAAAUACAUCAUUUAGAGAGAUUCAAUACAUAUUGGAAACCAGAUAUGAUUAACUAGUAUCUGUAAUUGAAAAUCGUGUAAUAGGGAGUCAACUUUAAAAGAGGGAACAAAAGAAUAUUUAUUUUGAUGUACCUUCCUCAUCAAACCCUUGUUUUAAAAAGCUCAUAAGUAGAAGUCAAAAAUAGGUAUACCACUUAUAGACUAUCAAAUAGUUCGGUAUCAUUAUAACUCAAUGCCUUGGUGUAUUUCGCACCAAUUUAUGAGAAGAUCAGUAAUAUGAGCGAAUUAGCAGAUAACUACAACACUUGGGCCAAGCACUUCUUAGAUUUACUCCAUUACAAACAGCACAUCAAUACAGUAAAGUUCUUUUUUUUAGAUGGUAAAGAACUCUAAACCUUAAAUCAAAUACCUUCUUAUGAGAAAUUCAUCUAUUGCAAUCUCCACGUAAAUAGAUUUUAUACAUCAUAGGGAGAGUUCGAUCUUUGGAGCAGAGUUGGAUAAACUUUAAAUCUUGGAGGUUCAUUCUAAUUAGACAAAUAUGUGAAAUUAGCAACCAAGAUGGUGGACCUAAGAUCUAAGGAUGAUAUCGUCAAGUUCUUUGGCAAAAGAGAUAAUUUCCUUCCUUUUUAUUCCAUGGCUUAUAAUCAAAGUGAGGAAGCUGUAAAAUCGCCUCUUUAACAAUCCAUUGAAGUUAUACAGCAAGAUGGAGAUGACGAAUAAUUAAAUGAUGAAGUUAUUGAUCAGUCCAUUUUUCAAAUGAAUAAGAAUUAACAGAAAACUUAUCUCAAAACAAUACAGUAUUUUAUUCAAUAGAACAAAACUAAGUACUCAGUGCAUCUGGCAAAUUAAGAAGCUGGAAUGAGGCAAAGAAAAGAGAAUAUCAAAGGUAUUAGAAGAAAAUCAAUUGAAAAUAAAUUAAAAGGAGUACUCUAUUAUUUACUACAUUUAAUAGUAAAAGUAAAUGUUGGACCCUAAUGAAGAAGCUCACAUUGAAAGGAAAUUGUUGCACCAGGGCACUCAAUCAAUCGAAGAAAUUAAGGAGGACGCCGUGGAUAAAGUUGAAGUGUUUAAGAAUGCGAUAUAUAAAAAGUUACCCAAGAAGGUUGAAUUAACCAAUGACCCAUUUUCGAGCUUCUCUUCUAAGGAUAAUAAGAAAUUUAAAGAAAUUAUGAAGUUGAUUAAUAUUGAAUAAAUAGUAUUAGAAAAAAAAGUCAGCAGACAAGAUGUUAUGCAUUACCUAUCUUUAUUCAAGGCCCUUAUGGAUUCAGAUAAUCAGAACUAUUUCACUGUGGCUCAACUAGAUUACCCUUCCUUAUACAUUUCAAGAGAACAAUUAAAAAAAAGUCUGCCCUACAUAGUCUUAUACAAAAACCAAUUGAACACUGCAAAGUUGAAUGAAAUUUACGAGAGACAAUACAACUACGUGGAGUUCUUAGAAUUCUUAGAUAUUUUCACUACUGAGUACAUAGUCUCAGAUAAAGAGUUGGAGAGAUUGAAGAACUAGAAAUAAGAUUCAUAUUGA